AUGCCCUGUCUCGAGUCACCUGCACCGCCCAACGAACACGCGCAGUUUUCGGUCAAGCGGUUCUUCAUAACCUGCGCGCGACAGACACUGACCCCCCCACUCAACCCCAACAACCUUGCCGUCAAGGGUCAGCCACAGUGCUCUCCUGUAGCUACCUCUGCAGAUACAGCUGUCUUUAAAAUCGGGGUGAGGGAGUGUGGCACAAGGAUGAUGACCUCCAUCAUCCUGGCCCUUUUCCUUUUUCCAGAUGAGUCCUUUACCUCUUUCCUCCCUGAGGACCAGCUGCCCCUGACCCUCUAUCUGCGUAAGCCUGUGUAUGUGGAGGUGUCAAUCGCUCCACCCUCCCCUGACCCCAGUCUCUCCCUGCGUGUGCGUGACUGCUUCGCCUACCCUGCCUCCAGACACUCCGUAUGGACACUACUCUAUGAUGGCUCUCCUAACCCUCUGGACAACAUGAGGAGUUCUGUCCCAGUGGACAGUCAGGGGAAGACAACCUCUCACUCCCAGGUCAGGAGGUUUGAUGUCAAGACCUUUUCCUUCGUGGACCCUGAGACGGGCAAUCUCAGUGUGGAGGAGCACCUGAUGGUGAGAGGGCGAGGAGGGAGUCUGGGUCAGAUCGAGUCACCCAGUUAG
Molecule: messenger RNA, 633 nt
Organism: Salvelinus fontinalis (brook trout)
Lineage: Eukaryota; Metazoa; Chordata; Actinopteri; Salmoniformes; Salmonidae
Product: zona pellucida sperm-binding protein 2-like
Exons: 5
Coding region: 1-633 (210 amino acids)
Biological process (GO): prevention of polyspermy; binding of sperm to zona pellucida
Cellular component (GO): egg coat
Molecular function (GO): structural constituent of egg coat; acrosin binding
Source: RefSeq, a predicted model, not a curated record